Messenger RNA from Hyla sarda, 2061 nucleotides. RefSeq lists its product as uncharacterized. Lineage: Eukaryota; Metazoa; Chordata; Amphibia; Anura; Hylidae. Gene Ontology annotation, molecular function: double-stranded DNA binding; zinc ion binding; RNA binding. The transcript has 3 exons. Bases 3 to 935 code for a protein of 310 amino acids. Gene Ontology annotation, biological process: activation of innate immune response. The record is from RefSeq and is a predicted model, not a curated record.
UAAUGUCAGACCUGACUAAGACCAGGGAUGAGGACGGCAUAUGGACGGGAGGGUGGAAGGUCCUGGUGAAGUUACGGCAGAUAAACAACAUAACCCAACAUCUGCCCAAUUCUUUCUUCAUUGGUCGGGAGAAAGGGGUUUGCUUCUAUGCAGGUCAGCCCAGAAAAUGCUUCAAGUGUGGGAAGACCGGUCAUAUCGCGAGUGUGUGCACCCUAGUGAAGUGUAAUUUAUGUGGGGAGAUCGGCCAUGUCAGCGCCACCUGCCAGAAUAUCCGCUGCAACCUCUGUGGUAAGACCGGUCACUCCCACAGGGACUGUCCUGACGCCUGGCAUAAUAUCUGUAAGGACUUCCCUGAUGAGGACCUGCUGGAGGGGGCAGAGGACCUGGAGGAGGAGACGUUGGUGUCAGGGUCAGCAGUGACACAACCUGAGCCUCAGCAUAACAUGGGUGACACUAGAGGUGACGAUAUGGGUGACAAUAUUGGUGACACUAGCGGUGACAAUAUGGGUGACAAUAUUGGUGACACAGUGCCCGACCAGUCCCAGCCAGGAGCCACUGAGGGGAACAGGGAGGUCACUGAGCAGGUUGUGGCCAUGUCUUCUUCUGCCCCAGCAUCAAUAAAUCCGCAGAAGAGACGGAAGAAAGACAAAACCAGCCGUAAGCCUGAGGAGGGAUGGACCACUGUCCAAAAACCUUCCAAAAAGAAAGUAGACCCCGGGUCAGGUGUCAUGACCAUCACAAAUAGGUACAGUGUCCUAUCAGAGUCAGACGUUGAGGAAGAGAUGGAGAGGGAGCUAAAGAGAGUGAUAGAUGAAUUUAAUGAAGACCAAGAGGGUGAUCCCCCCACAAAAAAGAGACCCCCACGAGCAAAACGUCUGUCCGAAUCGGACAUGGAAACAAGUGGUCAGCAGGAGGGCUCAGACUCAGAUCUGUGAUGAUGGGGGUGACAUCUCUGCACUUUCUUCUUUCCUUUGUUAUGAUGGCCGACUUUACCCUUAAAGUGUUCUCCAGUAAUGUGAACAGUGUCAGAGUGAGGAGGACCAGACAUGUCGUAUAUGACUAUCUAAAGUCUAUUGAUGCUGACAUCAUCUUCUUACAGGAGACACGUUUAAAUACUCAAGGACUGUUACGUGAGGCAGAGCGUGAAUGGCGGUCUGGUCCAUCCUUUUGGUCACUGGGUGUGGAACCAAGUGCCGGGGUCUCUAUCCUGUUUACCACCAAUGAUGUAACUGUACAUAGGCUGACAGAGGCAGCCAGAGCCGGACGGGCAGCAGCCACUACCAUCAAGGAGACCCCCGCAACAACCCAGAUAUGGUUCUAUGUGGUGGUCCUUCUGAAGAUAUGGUUCUAUGUGGGAUCCUCCAGAGGAAGAAGUCUAUGUGGUGGUCCUUAAGAAUAAAAGGUCCUUUGAGGUGGUCCUUUAGAAGAUGUGGUCCUUUGUGGUGGUCCCCCAGAAGAUAUGGUUCUAAGUGGUGAUUCUCCAGAGGAAAUAGUCUAUGUGGUUGCCUUCAGAAGAUAUGGUCCUACGUGGUGGUCCUUCAGAAUAUAUGGUCCUACGUGAUGGUCCUUCAGAAGAUAUGGUCCUACAUGAUGGUCCUUCAAAUGAUAUGGUUUUAUGUGGUGAUUCUCCAGAAGAAGUCUAUGUGGUGGUCCUUCAGAAUAAAAGGUCCUUUGUGGUUGUCUUCCAACAGAUAUGGUUCUAUGUGGUGGUCCUUCUGAAGAUAUGGUUCUAUGUGGGAUCCUCCAGAGGAAGUCUAUGUGGUUGCCUUCAGAAGAUAUGGUCCUACGUGGUGGUCCUUCUGAAGAUAUGAUCUUAUGUGGGAUCCUCCAGAGGAAGAAGUCUAUGUGGUGGUCCUUCAGAAUAAAAGGUCCUUUGUAUUGGUCCUUUAGAAGAUAUGGUUCUAUGCAGUGGUCCUCCUAAACCUUUGUUCUGGUGGUCUCGCUGAAGUCCAUUCUUGAAGUGGUGGUCCUUCUGAAGGUUGCUCCUUGAGGUUAUGUUUACUGGUGUCUUCAUGUUUGCACCUCACACCCUGGCCCUGUCCCAGACCCUCAGGCUUCCUG